Messenger RNA from Ornithorhynchus anatinus (platypus), 2769 nucleotides. It is a transcript of the gene TSPAN9, whose product is annotated as tetraspanin 9. The record is from RefSeq and is a predicted model, not a curated record. The transcript has 9 exons. The coding region runs from base 118 to 837 and encodes 239 amino acids. Gene Ontology annotation, cellular component: membrane. NCBI's taxonomy places the organism in Eukaryota, Metazoa, Chordata, Mammalia, Monotremata, Ornithorhynchidae.
GCGGCGGAGCCAGGACCGACCGACCGACGGACCGGGACGGAGCCUCGUCUACCGCCCCUGGAACCCGGCACUGGUGUCUGCCCGCGGCCGGUGAGGCCAGAGUUCCGGAGGUGCAGCAUGGCCCGGGGCUGCCUCUGCUGCCUCAAAUACAGCAUGUUCCUCUUCAACCUGCUCUUCUGGUUGUGUGGCUGUGGGUUACUCGGCGUUGGCAUCUGGCUGUCGGUGUCCCAAGGCAACUUCGCCACCUUUUCGCCCAGCUUCCCCUCGCUGUCGGCCGCCAACCUGGUCAUCGCCCUUGGCACUGUCGUCAUGGUGACCGGCUUCCUGGGCUGCCUGGGGGCCAUCAAGGAAAACAAAUGCCUGCUGCUUAGUUUUUUCAUUGUCCUGCUGGUCGUCCUCCUGGCUGAGCUGAUUCUCCUCACCCUGUUCUUCGUCUACAUGGACACGGUGAAUGACAAUGCGAAGCGGGACCUGAAGGAGGGGCUGCAGCUGUACAACACGGAAAACAACGUGGGCCUGAAGAAUGCCUGGAACAUCAUCCAGGCAGAGAUGCGGUGCUGUGGCGUCACAGACUUCACGGACUGGUUUCCGGUGCUGGGGGAAAACACAGUCCCCGACCGCUGCUGCAUGGAGAACUCACAGGAUUGUGGGCGCAAUUCCACCACGCUAGUGUGGAAAACAGGCUGCUAUGAGAAAGUGAAGAUGUGGUUUGAAGACAACAGGCACGUGCUGGGGACAGUCGGGAUGUGCAUCCUUAUCACACAGGUCCUGGGCAUGGCCUUCUCCAUGACGCUCUUCCAGCAGAUCCAUCGCACCGGGAAAAAAUACGACGCCUGAGAGUCCGCCCAGAACCACCCGUGCCAGGAGAGGAUCUGAGCUCGGGCGCCUUCCCCACCCUCCCUCCCUGCCCGCUCUGGACCGCUGGCCCGCUCCCCUCCCUAGCCGGCCAGCAUCCCCCCUGCCUCCCACCCCAGCUGGCCGGGACCCGCCCCGCCCUCGGACUCCUCCCUGGGUUGGGCUGGGAGCAGGGCAGGGGCCUGUGGGCCGCUGACCUCUCUCACCAUUCAUUUGCCAAAGAAGAGUCGGGGGCCGGAAGGACCUGGACCCCGUCUCCCCCGCCACGCACAGAACACCUAGAGACAGAGGUCUCUAGCCCGGUCCCCCUUCUCGGAACACUCGUGCCCCGGCUCCUCCUUUGUUCCCGCCUGGAGGACUUGGGAAGAGGAGGAACCCCCUUUCCCUACGAGCCCCCAAAGGCUGGGGCUGGGACCCCCAUUAACUCCCUAGCUUCACGUUUUUUAAGAUUUUAUUCUGAUGGCAAUUAUUCAGGGGGUCUUCCGGUCCUCGAGCUACGUUUAGGGUUAGCUUUGUGACUUACAACUUUAUAUGUCUUGAUUUCUCUGAUUUCUCUGGUCAGUGGCUGGGGUGGGACACCUGUCUGGACCCAACGAGCACCUGUCACCCCCUCUUGCAUGAAGAAAGGGGGAUGCCAGGGGAGGGAGAGGGUCUGGAGGGCGGGUGGCCAGUGAGGGGCUGGACAGUGAGUCAGCCAUUCAGCUCUGGUCAGGAGGAAAGGAAGGUGACCAGGUGCACUGCUAGGCCCACUCUAUCCCCCCGUGGUGGGGAAUGGGGAGAUCAGGACCUUCUGUCUUCCUUCUAUGCCGCCUCCUCUCCCUCCUUCUGUGUUUCCAGGAGUUUGCUCUCUCCCCUGGCUAUUUCUGCUGGGACACUCUGACCUCUCCACUCUGCUGCUCCCCAGGACUCUCCUUCCCCCACCUUCACCUUCACCCACCCUCACUGUUGGGGGAGGGAAGAGGGCUUUUCUUUGCUUUCCAAAGGAAUGGUCAAGUGUGGGGGGCUGCCCUGUCACCUCUGGAGCCCCUUGCCCCUUGUUCCCACCUGUGACCCCUGAAUGGGGGUUUGGGCUCAAGAACUACAUUACUGAGGGUAUUGGGAGCAGUGGGGCUUGGGGGGACAGAGCGAGUUGUUGGGGGGGCAAGGUGCAGGAGGCCUAGGGAGAUGGGGGGCAGUUGAGAAGCCCCUACCUCCCACCCCAUCCCCCCUGUUCUUGGGGUGCUGGGUGACCCCCUCGUGCACCCUCCUGAUGAUCACCUGUCUCCAGGGUUCAGGCACCUUUCUGGAUUAAUGGUUUCAGGGGAGGGACCUGCACCCUCUGGGGCAGGGUUGUUUCUAGCAACCCAGCUCUCUACGGGGGCUCCCCAGACCUCUGCCUUCCACCCCCUACUCCUCAACUCCUUUCUGUCUGACCACACAACCCUUUAAUGUUGGAUUCCCUUCCCCCAUCGGCAAACUAGAGUCUGAGGUGGGAGGGGGCUGGGGGUUACGGUCCCAGAGGGAGGAAGCAGCCAGAUUUUGGUGGAGUAGGGGCACUGUUUCACUGGGGACACAGUGCCCUGGGAACCCUGCCUGGGGUGGUGAGUUCAAAUUCUGCCUUUCCCCUUUAAUAUUCCCAUUUUCUUGUAUCUGAGUCCCCAAGAUGUCCCCCUAUCCCUCAAUACUUGCCUUUUCUGCCCUUUCCCAGUUACGGGAGCCCCUGGUGAGAGGCUGGGGUUGGUUUGGGGAGGAGGGGUGAUGUGAUGGGGGCCUGAGCAGACAGGCUAGCUAGAGAGACUGUGGUAAGGUGAUUUUAUGGCAUGGGGCUGGUUCUAGCUCAAAUUGCAGGGAGAGGUUUGGAGGGGUGCGGGGGUUAUGCCUAUCAAUGCAAUUUUUAUUUCUAUUAAAUCCAGCAGCAAAAAGCCUUGCACAACA